Molecule: messenger RNA, 716 nt
Organism: Antrostomus carolinensis (chuck-will's-widow)
Lineage: Eukaryota; Metazoa; Chordata; Aves; Caprimulgiformes; Caprimulgidae
Gene: EXOG
Product: exo/endonuclease G
Exons: 2
Coding region: 1-576 (191 amino acids)
Biological process (GO): apoptotic DNA fragmentation
Cellular component (GO): mitochondrial inner membrane; nucleus
Molecular function (GO): nucleic acid binding; RNA endonuclease activity; 5'-3' exonuclease activity
Source: RefSeq, a predicted model, not a curated record
AUGGAAAUGUAUUGUCGGGAGUUGACCGAGAGAUUUGAGGAUGUUUGGGUAGUUUCUGGACCUCUGACCUUGCCUCAGACAAAUGAUGAUGGAAAGAAGAGUGUUACUUAUCAGGUAAUCGGGAAGGAUGAUGUAGCUGUGCCAUCCCACCUAUACAAGGUGAUCCUUGCCAGGCGGAGCAGAACAUCUACAGAGCCCUUGGUACUGGGAGCUUUUGUGGUGCCAAACAAUCCCAUAGGCUUCAAUCACCAGCUGACUGAAUUCCAAGUGAAUAUUGAAGAUCUGGAAAAAAUGUCAGGUUUAGUUUUUUUCCCCCAGGUGGACAAAACCAAAGGUGUUAAAAAUAUCUGUGAGGUGGAUACCUGUAAAUUGAUGGGCUUCAAGGAAUUUACAUUGUACAUCACUGCUCGAAAAGUGCAGAGUGCCCGUACAUUGCACCGGUUGGAGAAAGCCAUGUCAGAGUUGAGGGAGGCAGGAAUUGAGCCGGAUGAGUAUCUUCUAAAGGUUUACAAGAAGAAGGAAGAAGAACUACUGCAGGAAAAACAAGUAGUAGCUAGAGAAGGGAAAGCUGGCUGAGUGCUUGUUCAGGAAGACAUUUGGGGUUUUGUACUCUGAAAGGGGAGCUGAAGGCAACCACAGAGACAAGGGCUCUAUGAAUUCUCCUUUUUUUCAUUGUGGAAACAAUAAAGAAACAUUUGGAAGCUGAUGGGUUUGGA